Molecule: messenger RNA, 1929 nt
Organism: Lachnellula hyalina
Lineage: Eukaryota; Fungi; Ascomycota; Leotiomycetes; Helotiales; Lachnaceae
Gene: lacZ
Product: Beta-galactosidase
Exons: 8
Coding region: 1-1929 (642 amino acids)
Biological process (GO): carbohydrate metabolic process
Molecular function (GO): hydrolase activity, hydrolyzing O-glycosyl compounds
Source: RefSeq, a predicted model, not a curated record
AUGCGAGUCGCAUCCAGCUUGAUCCUGUCCCUACAGGCAACACUUACCCUGGCAAGUAGCUAUGACAGCAAUUUUUUUAAUCCUGGUAAAGCCAGACGUCAAAAUGUCAACGCCAAGGCAUACGCUGUUCAAGAGCCGCCGUUAACUACAGAUUGGACUUACAAGCUCGGCACAAACCCUUGGCCAGAAUAUCCCAGACCCCAGCUGGAACGGGCCAAAUGGCAGAACUUGAAUGGAUUGUGGACUUAUCAGAAUGCUGCUAGCCUGGACGCCCUUAACAGCCCUCCUUUCAAUCAAACAUUAGCAAAUGAGGUUUUGAUCCCGUCUUGCCUCGAGAGUGCUAUUUCUGGAAUCCAAGCCAACUACUCAAUAUAUUCUUGGUUUCAGACAUCUUUCAAUAUCCCUUCAUCAUGGUCCAAUCAGUCAGUCUUACUCAACUUCGGAGCUGUGGAUUAUGAAGCAACGGUAUUUAUCAACGGCCAGAAGGCUGGUUUCAACCGAGGAGGAUACUCGGCGUUCACCAUUGAUGCAACCGGCCUUGUAUUUGUGCACGACCCCACUGAUAGUGGUGACUAUGUCAUUCCCAUCGGAAAACAGACCCUGAACCCAUCACAUAUUUUUUACAGACCCUGCAGCGGUAUUUGGCAGAGUGUUUGGAUCGAAUCGGCGCCAACCAACCAUAUAACUCAGCUUGAUGUCGCAGCAGACAUGAAUGGCGAGGUAAACGUCACAAUUCACAGCUCUUCCGGAACUCCGGGUCCCGUUGAAAUCAUCUUCUACGAUAGCGGAUCUAAGAGAUCACCAAAUAUUCUAGCGUCACAAACAGGGACUUCUGAUGUGUCGUUUCAAUUCACGGUCCCUUCACCAAAGCUAUGGUCACCUGACUCACCGAGUUUAUAUAACUUCACUGUCGUCAUGGGUUCUGAUGAAGUCUCGAGUUAUACCGGAUUUAGGACUAUCUCCAAAGGCAAAGUUGACGGAAUAGUCCGACCGCUCUUGAAUGGGGAAUUCAUUUUCCAAUUUGGGACUUUGGAUCAGGGAUACUGGCCUGACGGCGUUUAUACCCCGCCAAACCGGGAGGCCAUGGUGUACGAUCUGGAAGCAUUGAAGAAGCUAGGAUUUAAUAUGCUUCGGAAGCAUAUAAAAGUUGAAAACGCGUUGUUUUAUCAAGCAUGUGAUCAAAUGGGCCUCCUUUUGAUCCAAGACAUGCCCGCCCUCCGGCCUAUUCAGAGCCGUACCCUGUCCAACUGCACAUCAGAAACGAUUCUGCCAGAUACAGAUCAACAAGCCGAGUUCACUCGUCAACUCGAGGUUCUUGUAAAUCAGCAUAAAAACUAUCCCAGCAUCGGGACAUGGGUUAUCUACAACGAAGGCUGGGGACAAGUAAUUCAAGGCUAUCCCGAGUUUGGCCUCACGGACAUCGUUCGCAGUCUCGAUCCAACGCGUCUCGUUGACAGUACAACGGGAUGGCACGACCAUGGUGCCGGAGACUACAGCGACAAUCAUCAUUACGCGAACCCACAAUGUGGCUCCCCCUUCUACUCUAUCGACUCAAGCCCCUACGACCCAACACGCAUUGGCUUCCAAGGCGAAUUCGGCGGAAUCGGCCAAAACGUCUCCAUUGAGCAUCUAUGGAACGUCCAAACAGCCAUCAACACCAUCAACCAAACCUACGAAAUCGACACCUCGAUCGAGGCAUGGAACUACCGCGCCCACCGCCUUCUAGACGAUCUGAGGGAUCAAACAGAGUUGUUUGCAUGUAGUGGGGGAGUCUGGACGCAGACUACUGAUGUCGAGGGUGAGGUCAAUGGCUUGCUGACUUAUGACCGGAGGGUCUUACGGCCGGAUGUGGCGCAGUGGCAAGCUGAUAUUAAGGCGUUGUACGAUGCUGCUGCGGGCAGUCAUAACGCUUCGAUGGCUAUUUCCUAG